UCUCUCUGUAUAGAUGCUGUGAGUCUUACUCCAGCACACGGUUUUUGUUUAUAUUUUUCCUACCCUGUCCCAGACGUUCCCUUUUGUUCUCCCCCUCCUCCCCACCCAACACACACACACACACACACAUCCUUUCCCUGUUGUGUAAUAUCUGUAAUAUAUCUCGCCUGCCCCUCGGCUUGGAUGGUGGUAUAUUUUGGAUUGGACUCUGUUGUGCAGAUUCCGAGUCAGCUGCAAAGGUUAACUCUGUUUCUCUGUCUCUCUACAGAUGAUGCUGAGCAUUUCCGCAGCUUCUGAGAUUUUGUGGGUUUUAUUGCUCGGUGCACUUGAUGUUUAACAGUCCCAAUCGCUGUAAAACCGCAGUGCUAAAUCAGCGCGGAAAAAAAAGGUGGUUUGCUGUUAUUGUUAAUAGCCUCUUGGCACGCACUGUAGCGUGCGAGCGUUCAGGCGUGCGAGUCGCCGUUCGCCAAUAAAACGGGAGGCUGUGUGCUCUGCCCGUCUGUCCCAGAGCAAUGGAGAGCAAAGACGGUGAGAGAGCGGGAGCUGACAAAAGCGGACCCACUGCCGAUUUCCAGGAGAGGGUGCAGGGGAUAAUGGAGAGAGCGAAGCAGCUGCAGCCGAAGGAGCUUUUGUUUCGUUACAACGGUAUCCUGUACCCCACGGUACUGAGCUCAGUGCAAACAUUGCAGGCUCUGGGCAACUUCCAGGCUCGUUCCGAAGACCUGGUGAUCUCUUCCUACCCCAAAUGCGGAUUUAAUUGGGUAAAUCUGUUACUUUGGGAUAUUGCCACUGUCAAUCAGAAUGAAUCCAAAGACGGGAAACCUGAAGACCUAAGUAAAAUCAAGUUAUUGGAAUUUGAAAAUGCUGGGAGCUAUGAGAUAAUGAAAAAUGAUCCAUCUCCUCGUGUCUAUGGCACACACAAUCAUUACAACAAUUUGCCACCAUCUAUAAAUGAGAAGAAAACAAAGAUACUGGUUGUAUUUCGCAAUCCCAAAGACAAUGCAGUGUCCUAUUAUCACUUCUGUCAGAAUAAUCCUUUACUGCCCGCCUCUGCAUCUUGGGAUGAGUUUUUCAGAAAGUACAUGGCUGGAGAAGUCGGUUGGGGCUCCUACUUCGAUCAUGCUCUUGUGUGGGAGAAACAUGUUGAUGACGAGAAUGUGAAGAUAAUCACAUACGAAGAGCUGAAAGAGGACUUGGCAAAGGGGGUGCAGUCAAUUGCAGAGUUCUUUGGCCUCUCUCUGAGUGAGGAGCAGAUUCAAAAGAUUGCCGGCAGAGGUACCUUCCAGGCCAUGAGCAAAAACGCUCAGAAAACUCACUCAAGUUUCGGCAAGAUUAUCUUCCGAAAGGGUGUGGUUGGAGACUGGAAAACCCUUUUCACUAAAGAGCAGAGUGAAGAGAUGGAUGCAAAGUUUGAAGCAUGUUUAGCAGGCACAAAAAUAGGAGCAAUGUUGAAGUAUGACCUCUACUGUAAGGAGUAAUUAACAACACUGUGAAUAUUAUGACAGACAAGGAAUACAUUCUGUUUAGAAAAGGCAAGUAUUUAGAACUGUGAAUUCAAAACACACUGGCAAACAUCCAAAAUCCUCCAUUUAAAAUCAGAAAAUGCAAAAAUAAGCAAGAAGAUCAUCAGACAAUGACAUCUGAAUGUUGCAAAUUCAGAGCUAAACCUCUUGUGGCUUUGUAAUUCCGUGACUGUAACAUUUAGCAUUUCAAGCUCUCAGCUUCUUUCACCCCAUGUGCCCUCCCUGUCUCCACAAAGGUGACCAGUACCAAUCUACAAAAAUCCUCCGCAGAAACCAAUCCAGCCCAAAAUCCCUUGCAAUUCAUCAAAGCUGAACACAGCCCGAAAUGUACUGUAAUAUCACAGCCUCACAAACUCUGCAAUGCUGGAGCUGCAAUGUGGCAUGCUCAGGACAAGGACGAUUAUAGGUCAUUGCAGUAAGAUUUUUUGUCAGUUGCAGACAGGCAAGCACAGCAGUUGUCACUACCUCAGACACAGGGUGGAGGUCACAAUGAUUGCUACCUUCACCAUGGUUUUAUUGUUGGAACAGUAGGGCUAAAGAAGCAGAUGAAAUUCUCCUUUAGAUCAAAAAAGUCACAUUUUAAAUUUUUUUUAAAUAACAGAAGAUGCUACAUCGUGAGCACCUUUUUUUAAAGUGGUUUUACUUAAAUAAUAUAGUAAAAACUGAAGACAUAUUUUACAGUUUUUUGAUUCAUUUGGGUAUAUAAUUUAUUUCCGUACUCCUGCUAUUAAGAGCCACUGAUAACAUUCCAAAAGUGCUGGACUUUGAAAGUUAGAAUUAAGUACUAUUUCUCUAAACUAUAGAGAAGGGAAAUCUUAACCUUUUUUGAGAAAUUUUGUCUCCAGGUUUUUGCUGUUAAUUUGUAUCAUUCUGAAUUCUUCAGUCGUUGUUCGGAAUGUUUUUUAAAACAAUGAAAAUUCUGGCAUCAAAAAAUAAAUGAGUUACUUGGGAUUUUGGUGUGUUUAUUGAUCUGUUUAUUUUUUGCGUACUGUUGUGAUCUUGUUUUGUGAAUUUCCGUGAGAUGUUCCAAUGUGAUAAAUUGUUAUUUGAA
Molecule: messenger RNA, 2574 nt
Organism: Rhincodon typus (whale shark)
Lineage: Eukaryota; Metazoa; Chordata; Chondrichthyes; Orectolobiformes; Rhincodontidae
Gene: sult6b1
Product: sulfotransferase family, cytosolic, 6b, member 1
Exons: 7
Coding region: 513-1478 (321 amino acids)
Biological process (GO): sulfation
Cellular component (GO): cytoplasm
Molecular function (GO): sulfotransferase activity
Source: RefSeq, a predicted model, not a curated record